AAAGAAACAUUUAAAAUGUUUUCCCUAUUUGUGACUACAUGUAUGUACUUAUUCAUUACGCAUAUUGCAUGAAUUAAUUUAUGAUGUAACAAAUUUUCUCAGGAAAAAUCCUAUGCAUUCUGUAUGUUGUAUAUUUACGAUAUUGGAAAGGCCGGUAGGAUUGGCCUUCUAACACGCAAGUUGGUGGGGAUAUAUCUAUAAUGAAACGUUCCAUCCUUUACCAGUCUCGUUAAUAUUGCUGUUGCAGCUUGUUGGAAAGGUGUCGCUAAAAAUGAAGUAUUUGAUACCAGGAAUUCUUCUUUGUGUCAUCAGUUUUUCGUUAGGCGAUGUAGAAUCAGAAUUUAAGAAGGCGAAAAUCGAGCCCGACAUUAUAGAAAAAGCACCAAUCGAAAAGAUUGAGGUAAAAUAUGGCAAGAAGACAGUCGAUUUGGGAACUGAACUGACACCGACUGAAACUCACGAGAUACCAGAAAUACACUAUAAACACGAAGGCGGAGUUCUAUACACGCUAGUUUUGACGGAUCCUGAUGCACCGAGAAGAGGAGGAUACAAUCGGGAGUUUCGUCACUGGCUAGUGGGAAAUAUACCGGAAGAGAACGUAGCUAAGGGCGAAGUUCUGGCGGAGUACGUCGGUCCUGCACCGCCGAAAAACACCGGAAAACAUCGCUAUGUGUUUCUCAUUUAUAAACAAAAUCAGGGCGCAAUUACCUUCGAUGAAAGAAGAUUGAGCACUUGGGAUGGAAGUCAGCGGAAAAGAUUUUCCAUAAAGAAGUUUGCGGACAAAUAUAAUUUGGAGGGUCCGAUCGCUGGUAAUUUUAUGGUAGCAGAGUACGACGAUAAUGUACCUGCUUAUCAUAAGCACUUGAAUCUUUAAUUAACCGGUGUAUACGCAUGAAAUCCUUUUAGAUCUAUAUAUAUAUAUAUAUAUUCUAAUAGAAUUAUAUUAUACGAAGAAUAUUGCGAAUCUGUGCCAUUAUUCAAUAUACAAGAAAAUUGUAAAUAAAAUUAUAACGGGCUAA
Solenopsis invicta (red fire ant) is the source of this 1019-nucleotide messenger RNA. Its product is annotated as protein D2. The transcript has 5 exons. The record is from RefSeq and is a predicted model, not a curated record. Bases 272 to 874 code for a protein of 200 amino acids. Lineage: Eukaryota; Metazoa; Arthropoda; Insecta; Hymenoptera; Formicidae.